AUGGCUACCAGAACGGGUUCGACCGGCGCGGCCACCUAUGCCGACUGCGUUGACUCGCUGCGCAACUCUCUCAAAUUCCUCGAGGCCUCCGUGGAGACGAUUGACCGUGGCGUAUCUGACUUCCCUCGCCUCGUGAACGUCCUCAAGACAGUCCGACAUUACGAACUCAUUCCCCAGCCCACACUCGCUGCUGCUGAGGCUUCCCUGCGCGACGAAAUUGGGCCCUAUAUCGCCUUUCUCCUCAGUCGCGCCGACGCUCAAGUCGAACGCCAGGAACGCCGCAUUGAGACGCUUAAAGCGAGAGCGGAGUUACAGCAAGGACGGCUAACGAGGCCUGACGAACCAGCACGCAGCGCAUCAAGGCCUGCUUCUGCAAGGAGCCGGCAGCUCCGAGGCGAGGACAAGCUGAGAGCUCGGAUUGUGCGCCAGCGUGCACGGCUGGAGACACCCAAAGGCAGUGCCCUUGCGCCCUUGCCUUUCACCCUCCUCAACCACCACGACAACGCCGGCAGGAUCGGCUUUCACGAUGCCUUUGUCUCCGCGAAAUCUUGCCCGCAUACCGGUCUGACGAGCAAUGUCCGCCCUCCGAUUGCGCUUGAGCAAACCUGCCUCUUGCGCGCACGCGUAGAGGCCGCCAUGUCUCGCCCUAUCAGCUUUUAG
Molecule: messenger RNA, 660 nt
Organism: Trichoderma breve
Lineage: Eukaryota; Fungi; Ascomycota; Sordariomycetes; Hypocreales; Hypocreaceae
Product: spc19 domain-containing protein
Exons: 3
Coding region: 1-660 (219 amino acids)
Biological process (GO): attachment of spindle microtubules to kinetochore
Cellular component (GO): spindle microtubule; DASH complex
Source: RefSeq, a predicted model, not a curated record